This is a messenger RNA of Dreissena polymorpha, 1373 nucleotides long. RefSeq lists its product as uncharacterized. Bases 118 to 783 code for a protein of 221 amino acids. Lineage: Eukaryota; Metazoa; Mollusca; Bivalvia; Myida; Dreissenidae. The transcript is spliced from 4 exons. The record is from RefSeq and is a predicted model, not a curated record.
UAAGGAGGCCUUGCUACAACAGUGUAACAUUUUGUUUAUAUUUACAUUUUAAAGCAAUAAUUGGGGGAAGUUAUUAUCUGAUACUGAACUACAGUGACAUCUCUUGUGUCAUUAGAGAUGUAUAUAUUUCUGAAGAAGAGCAUAUGGCGCGGAGUUUUACAUCACAUCACAAACAAGCACGAAUGGAUCCUGUCUCAAGGAACUGGAAUAAAUGGGUGUCUUCUUGAUCCUUUAGAUGAAAACGAAGUGCGUGAAAAACCCUGGCUUUCAACUUCAGACCAUGCAAGAGUUUUACAAGACCUGAGUGCUGUGAUCCUGGACAAGAGAUUCUUAAGCAAAGUGUCAUAUUACCUGAAUUACAGAACCACUGCUGACAUAGAAGUGUUCCACCAGUUAAUUUUGAUGUACUGUGCAAAGAGGUUUGCAUAUACACCGCCUGUGUACAGAAUCCGCAACCUAUUGGCAGCUAUCGACCACAACUACCACAGCAAUAGACCUCUGAAAACCAACAAAGAUAGAGAAAUAAGGUAUCACAGAUGCUACAACAAAAAAAGCAAGCGCUGGUCAGUCUUUCCAGAGAAAGUAGCCAAGACCUAUGGCUACGUUCCAGAGAUUGCAGAAAUGCUGUACAAAAAACGGAUUAAGGAUAAAGUAGGAAUGGGCAAAAAAAUGGUCUUGGAAGAAGGUGAUCCAAGAAGACUGGCAAAACACUUGGCCCCAGAAUCCCCUCCAUCUACCUCAGCAAUUGUUCAGGCCAAACAGACCAGGUUCAAGAGAAAAUGAAAUUGAACUGAAAAAAGAAGUACUUGGUACUUUAAUUGUUUGAACAGAGCAACAAUAAUGUUGAUAUUAGAUGUAUUGUUUAUGAUCAAUUCUCAAUAACAUUGAUGUCACAUGCAUUGUCUUUCUGAUUUACAUUGAGUAUGAUGUGAGAGAAAAAGUGUAUAUUUAAUAGAUUUAAGCACCACAUUUUUAUGCCUUCAGAUCGUUCAAUUUGCCAAGGUAAGAACUUCGAUGUGCCAAUCGAGAUAAGUUCCUUUUUACGGCCGUUUAUAACCAACUGAUAGUUGUCUCGAAGAAAGGCUACGUCGCCGGUGUGAAAACAGUUUAGGUCAUCAACUCCGAAUUCUUUGGUCUUAUACCCUCUAAACCGCCAUGCACAGCGGACAAGCAAUUCGCCGGAUUAACCUUUUGGUACUUCACACCAAUUGUCAUCCACUAGUUUCAUCUCAACACCCCGGAACGGCGAACCUAGAGUAUAAUAUUCAUUCAAAAUUACCUUGAAAUAUAGUAUUCUUAUGUAUAAACCAGCGGCUUGUGUAUUUUUGUAUACUUUAGUCGCUUUGUUAGAUAAUAAAAUUAUGCAUAUCUAA